Messenger RNA from Oreochromis aureus, 2103 nucleotides. RefSeq names its product telomerase protein component 1-like. Gene Ontology annotation, biological process: telomere maintenance via recombination. Lineage: Eukaryota; Metazoa; Chordata; Actinopteri; Cichliformes; Cichlidae. Gene Ontology annotation, molecular function: telomerase activity; protein binding; telomerase RNA binding. The coding region runs from base 1032 to 1943 and encodes 303 amino acids. The transcript is spliced from 8 exons. Gene Ontology annotation, cellular component: telomerase holoenzyme complex. The record is from RefSeq and is a predicted model, not a curated record.
UAUGGUCGUGCCAUCAGUUAACCCUUCUGGCGCACGCCCAGGAUUGCCGACCCCUGCUUUAAAAGAACAUUAUGCAGUAUUUUUAAGACGUAUACAGAAAUAAAAGAUAAUGUUCAUAUUUCUGUCUUAAUUGGAGUAUAAUAAUUUAAUAAGUAAGUGUUUUGGUUUCCAGGAACAAGCUUUAUAUCUACAAAGGCCAAUCGAUUGUGUUGUACUGCCAUGUUUCUGCAGUAGCUCUGCAGAACUUGAUGGUAUCUCCUGACCACUAGAGGUCACCAGCAUACCAACAAAAAGGCAACUGGACUUGUUUGUUUGUUUGGUGUUUGUUUGUUUGUGAAGACCUUUUUUCUGUCAUCCAAUAGGCUUCUUCAGUUUUAAAAACAACUUAUGGAAAUUCCUGGGUAUUUACUGUCACUUGAGCUAUUCAGGCCACAUGGGUCAAGGUUUGAGUGGGCCCUGAAACACCUGGGAAGAUUGCAUUGUAGGUGGCUGAUAGGUGGCGUCUGUGGACGUGCUAAAAGCACUCUAGACUUAAAUGAUGUGAUGGCUCCGUGCUUCGAAGUAGUUUACUAUAUAUGAAAACUACUACUGGGAAGGGACAGUCAAAUACUUGAAACGGUCACUCUCAGUCCGUUGGUUGAAAUCUAUAAAUUCAUCACUAGUUGACCUUAAAUCCUAUACGCAGGGCCUUUAAUUCAACUUGGUACAUAUUUCUAUGGGGGUUAAGUAAAAUCAUCUUUCUGCAACAUAUACUGUAAAUUGUGGAUGCUCAUAUUAUAAUAAAUUACCUAAAAAAUUUACUUCACAGUAAUAUUGGUAGUUCACAUUAGUAAAUGCACUUGGGGAUCAGUGGUACUAGCAGUGGGAUGCAGAAGUACAAAACAUAUAAUAUGAAUGUAUAUGUAGGAUAAUCUAGUCUAUAUUGUUUUAUUGUGUUGAAAUUCUUGUGCGUUUUAACUCCUGAACUCAGUGAGCUGCUGUCGACCUUCCCCUCGGAGCCCACCUCUCUGGUUGUGAGCCAGGAUGACCAGAUGAUGGUGGUUGGCACCGGAGAGGGAACUCUGCAUUUCAUCCACACGCAGACUGGACGGGAGGUGAAGUCUCUGAUAAGCAGCUGUGACAGCAUCUCGAGCUGUGUCUUCCUGAAGGACGGACAUCUUGCUACCACCUCAUUUGAUGGGCGAAUAGAAGUGUGGGACAUUGAAAAUGGAUGCAGGACUGCUCUUAUUGAUGGCCACACUAAUACAAUAACAGGAAGUGAUGUCACUGCAGACAAGAAGCACCUUGCCACGGUUUCCCUCGACUGCAUGAUUAAAGUGUGGUCUUCUGAUAAAGGUACUGAAGUGUCCUCCGUGCUCCGCAGAAGCCCUAUGAAUUGUGUGACCUUUGACCCUAAGGGUCACCUUUUGGCUGCUGGCUGUUGGAAUGGAAAUGUGAUCAUGUGGAACUGGCUCAAGAAUAAAAACCUAACACCCCUGUGCGGCCACACACGAUCAGUGCGCAGCCUCUCUUUUUCUCCCUACUCCUCCAUGCUCUGCUCUGGCUCCAUGUCUGGGGAGGUGAGGGUGUGGUCAGUGCCUACCUCCACCUGUGUGGGAUGUUUCCAGGCUCACUGUGAAGCCACAGAGUCCCUCACCUUCCUGGAGGAAGGAUCCAUGCUUCUGAGCGCUGGCUCUGAUCACAUGCUCAACCUCUGGUCUGGAGGACUUGGACGUUCUGUCACUGUAUUAAAAUGUGAUGAUUGGAUGCAGGAACCUCCUCUGAAAAAGCUAAAGGCUGUAACGUCUCAGCCUGCUGCUCUGUGUGUGGCUGUGAAUGGAGACUAUGUUGCUGUGGGAUACCACGCUGAUGGCAUCAAACUUUUCAGCCUCAGAUCAGGUGAGAAGCUUUGUCCUCCGUGGACCUGGACGUGUCUGUACCGUGCAUGCUGUGGGUCGUUUUAGAAGCAGAGCAGACCGACACCGAUCUGCUGGUGUCUGGAGGAAGUGACAAAUGUCUGCGGCUGUGGAAGAGAAAACAAGAAGAGGAGGGAAUGAUGGAAGUCCUGGAAAUGGUGGGAAUGUUUGGUGUGCAAUCGGGCACCAUCCAGGCACUGGCACAAAA